UCAAUUUAGUGCUAACUACUUCACACCCACACGAUGCCAGAAAAAUUCAUGGACGACGAGGAAAUCAACAAGGACUUCAGUCCUACGCAUUUAAGAGUUAGAGAAGAUGCGAAGGUCCUCGGUAAGAAAGGAUAUCAACGAUUGCUUCUAACUGCUCUUAAGGCCAUCAUCGUGUGGGUGUUGAUUAGGGUUUGGCUUCCUGCUGGACUUAUCUUGCUGUUUGCCUUGAUUGUUGACAUAAUUCAACAAAGUGUGACCAGAUUUAAGAGAUUGGGCGAGUUGAAACGGAAGAGGAACGUCGAAUUGCAAAAGGCCGAAGAGACUAAAUUAAGAGACUUGAAAGUGACCAAUGUGAAAGUACAGAGUAGCAAUGAUUCAUUUGAUAUAGAGCGAAGAUUAGCUCCCAAUCUAACAGAUGAGUAUUUACUUGAGCAACAUCCAUGAAUGGGUGAUACUUUGUUGCAGUGCCAGACCACGAAAUCAUGAAUCUAACAGUUUAUUGGAAGAAGCGAGAGACCAUAUGGUCUAUGCUCGAAUAGUAUAUACAAUGCAAUUAAUGACAACAUGUUACGAGAUGUCCUAUUGUGAGAUGGGGCCUGGGUUAAGGAUGUGACAGACCAAAUUCGUCUUCGACUCGUUUGAGAAC
Molecule: messenger RNA, 646 nt
Organism: Suhomyces tanzawaensis NRRL Y-17324
Lineage: Eukaryota; Fungi; Ascomycota; Pichiomycetes; Serinales; Debaryomycetaceae
Exons: 1
Coding region: 34-444 (136 amino acids)
Source: RefSeq, a predicted model, not a curated record